Malania oleifera is the source of this 1922-nucleotide messenger RNA. RefSeq names its product probable mitochondrial adenine nucleotide transporter BTL1. The transcript is spliced from 6 exons. Lineage: Eukaryota; Viridiplantae; Streptophyta; Magnoliopsida; Santalales; Ximeniaceae. Gene Ontology annotation, biological process: transmembrane transport. The record is from RefSeq and is a predicted model, not a curated record. Bases 408 to 1481 code for a protein of 357 amino acids.
UUUUUUUUUUUUUUGUUUAUCUUUCUUUCUUUGUCUUGGUUCCUAUAAACAAAUUUAUUGACCUUCCAAAUAUGUUUUUUGGGAGCAUGGCUUCAAUAGUGAUAGGUGCUAUAGGCUAUGAUAGCCUAUAUUAAUUCAAGACACCAUAACAUAGCAUUAAUGGUGUUAAAGAUUUUCUUUAAUUAUAUUUUUACAAUCUGCAGGGCAUAAAACAUAGAUUUUCUCACAUUCAAAAUUUGCCAUUUCUGGAUCAUCUUUGCUUUAUCACGAGGAUAUAUCUGCUUCAUCUUCUUCUUGCUCUCUCAAGGCAGUGCAAUUGGUCGCUCACAGGCACCCCAAAAACCCUAAAAUCAAAAGCAUCCCAAUUCUCUCCACUACCUGGGAAUAUCCCUCCGCAGCCCCUUAGAAUGGUCCAAAAAACUCCUCCCCAGAAGAAGAGUUACUGCGUAAUGGGAGACGUGUAUGGGGUGAUCAUGCUGCCCAAGGAGGUUGAAAUCAAUAGAGUGAAUAACACUUUUGAUCUCCGAUUCCAUGUUCCUGACUUUACACAGUCCAUCAAAGGUUUCUUCAGAACUAGAGAGGUGGGGGAGUUCGUUAGUGGAGCUUUGGCAGGGGCGAUGACCAAAGCUGUACUUGCUCCUCUAGAGACCAUCAGGACACGAAUGGUUGUGGGUGUUGGGUCCAAAAACAUUACUGGUAGCUUUUUGGAAGUCAUUGAGCAGCAAGGAUGGCAAGGGCUGUGGGCUGGCAACACAGUCAACGUGCUUCGUAUAAUCCCUACGCAGGCAAUUGAACUUGGAACUUUUGAGUGUGUCAAGAGAACAAUGACAUCAGCGCAAGAGAAAUGGAGCAAGGCUGAGUGCCCUAAGGUGCAAAUAGGUCCUAUCUGCUUUAACUUCUCUCUCUCAUGGAUCUCUCCGGUUGCUGUGGCCGGUGCUGCUGCUGGAGUUGUUAGCACACUCGCAUGCCAUCCUCUAGAAGUAUUAAAGGAUCGGCUAACUGUAAAUCCUGAGGCUUACCCCAGCAUAGGCAUUUCACUUAGAAAGAUUUACAAGGAUGGUGGGGUCCGUGCCCUUUAUGCUGGUAUUUCGCCAACACUUAUUGGCAUGCUUCCGUACAGCACAUGCUUCUAUUUUAUGUAUGAGACAAUGAAGAAAUCUUACUGUCUUGCAAAGAAAAAAGAAUCCUUAAACCGAGCAGAGAUGCUCCUGGUUGGAGCUCUGGCAGGUUUUACAGCCAGCACAAUCAGCUUUCCCUUGGAGGUUGCCAGGAAACGGUUGAUGGUUGGAGCUCUACAAGGCAAGUGUCCUCCACACAUGGCAGCGGCACUUUCAGAAGUUAUUCGGGAGGAGGGUUUGUUGGGGCUCUACAGAGGGUGGGGUGCAAGCUGCUUAAAAGUCAUGCCAUCCUCGGGCAUCACCUGGAUGUUUUACGAAGCUUGGAAAGAUAUAUUGCUUGUCGAGAGACGAAAGCAGCAAUAGUCUGCCAGCUCUUCCUGUGCUUGGAAUUGCCAGUUAUGACAGCAUGCAGGUCAUCCAGCUCUUCCCAUGCUUGGAAUCAUCAGAUAAGGCCGGGAGUAGUGCUCAUAACAAUUUUAAGCUCAUGUUGGUGGGAGUCUAACCACUGGCCAUUUGCUGACCUCAAUUAUAUGGUGAAUUUUUCAUAGGAUACAUUACAGAUUUCAAGUCCUGAAAUUUCACAGAAUCACAGUUCACUUUCUCAAGUAGUUUUACAUUUUAGUUUUAUGAAACCCCCAACAGGACUUGAACUACCCUGAAUAUCAAUCAAACUGUGACAAUUUAAACUCCAGAGAGAAAGGGAAGUAUAAUCCUUUUUUUUUUUAUCUUCUCUGCUCCAUCAAGAAAGAAGGAUCUGUACUAACAACAUUUUCUCAUUGAAUAAAAUUAUUAUCAUCCCUUACA